Phragmites australis (common reed) is the source of this 1116-nucleotide messenger RNA. RefSeq lists its product as uncharacterized. NCBI's taxonomy places the organism in Eukaryota, Viridiplantae, Streptophyta, Magnoliopsida, Poales, Poaceae. Gene Ontology annotation, biological process: chloroplast organization. Gene Ontology annotation, cellular component: chloroplast outer membrane. The record is from RefSeq and is a predicted model, not a curated record.
AUGCGCUGGACAAAAGGUAGAGGACCAACAAAUGUACCGCCACCGCCGUCUCUAGUACAAGGAGGACCGCCUCCACCGACGCCUGCCCAGGUUUCGCCGGCGCAGACGCCGGCGCCCCCUCCUGGAAACAUCUCGGCAGCGUUGCGUGCCAAAAAGGCCGCGAGCAAACUGAAACGAUCGACGCAGAUGGGCGCCUCUACAGACAUCUGCGUGACAGGGUGGACGGCUCUGGUUGCACGCAAGGAGGAAAGAGACAGCACGGAAGAAGCCCGGUCGCCGGUCGGGUCCAAGAGCGACGCGGGCCAGGGCAUGGCCGACGCAUUGGCCGAGAUGACCAAGAGAUCGGCGUACUUCCGGCGAAUCGAAGAGGACGCGGAAAACCACGCGGCAACAAUCCUGGAACUGAAAGACGCCGUUGGCUCGUUCCGCGCGUCCAAGGACGACAUGUCUGAGCUAGUGAGGUUCCAUCAGCACGUCAAGCAGCUACUCGUGUGCCUGACCGACGAGUCACAGGUUUUGGCCAGGUUCGAGGGCUUCCCUUCCAAGAACCUAGAGACUUUGAGGAUGGCGGCCGCGCCAUACUCAAAGCUGGACGCUGUCGUCGCCACGCUCAAGGGCUAGAAGCUUGCCGCCCCCGUCUCGCAGCAGAUGGACAGAGUCGAGGGCUAUUUCAACAAGAUUAAAGACGACGUGGACAUGAUAGAGCGGAACAAAGACGAGGAGAUGAAGAGGUUCCAAUCUCACAACAUCCACUUCGACUUCGGCGUGCUGGUCCAGAUCAAGGAGAGCAUGGUGGACUUGUCAUCCAGCGGCAUGGAGAUGGCUCUCAAGGAGAACCAAGAUGCUAAGGAGGCGAGUGUACAGUCAAGUACCCAAGCCACAGGCCUGUCGAGGAUGUUUCAGCUGGCCUUCCGGGUGUACAAUUUUGCCGGAGGCCAGAAUGACCGGGCAGAUAGGUUGACGAGCAUCCUAGCGCACGAGAUCGAGCGCAUCCCCUCUAAUAAACUCAUCAAUCUUUUCCCGUGUACGUGCUCUAUGUACAUAUUCUCUCCCUUUGUACUGUGCGUGUACGCAAGGGAGAUGAAAUUUCCAGGAUUAAAGUUCAGCCUGCGGUGA